Molecule: messenger RNA, 1887 nt
Organism: Setaria italica (foxtail millet)
Lineage: Eukaryota; Viridiplantae; Streptophyta; Magnoliopsida; Poales; Poaceae
Exons: 12
Coding region: 201-1070 (289 amino acids)
Source: RefSeq, a predicted model, not a curated record
ACCACGUGAGCGGUGCGGGCCGCGCCGCAGGGCGGAUGGGGACGCUGCCCGCGGCCGGCCGAGGAAGGCUGGCUGGCUUGCCAUCGGGGUUGGGUCCCACGUGAGCACCGAGCGUGCCGGUGCGGAACAAACGCCAAACAGACGAGCUCACAGCCUCACACGCUCCCGCGCAUCCUCGGUCACGCCGCCGCCGCCGCGAAAUGCCGACGACUACGGAACCACGCCUGCCGCUGCCGCCGCCGCCGCUCCUGCUGCUGCUCCUCUUCGCGGCCGCCUGCAGCUGCGGCCUCGCUGGCGCGGCGGGAGGCGAGCGCGGAGGCGGCUCCUGCGAUCUCUCCGUCGAGCGGGGCGGAGCACUCUACAGCUUCGCCCUCGCGGCGCCGAUGCCAGCGCACCGCCACGGCGUCCUCAGCGAGGACGGGUUUUACAAAGUGGCUGUGAAUGAUUCCACACUUUGGUUCCAGCUGUGCGAUGAAAUGCUAUUCAACUUUGACCCACCGAUGUGUCUUAAUUGUGAGGACUGCGGCGGUCCAUUGAGGUGUGGAACCCAGUGUAGUGCACUUGUGUCAAAUAAUAUGGGAGGGUAUGAUGUUUGCACAACCAUUGGGAGUCUAUCUAAAUCCCAUAUAUCUCUAAUUGAUGAGAGUAAUCCUCGAAAGGGUAUUGUUGUUAAGAUGUUCUCGCCAAAGUGUUCUAUUUCUGUUUCUGUCCUUUGUGAUUCAAGUGUAGCCCAAGUACCGGACAAAUUUGUUGUAUCUGGUCGUUGUGAUUAUGCUACAACAUUUAAGCACCCUUCUGGUUGUGCAAGAUCUGUUUCUGCUUCUGGAAGUGGCUGGGGAUGGUUAGGCACUUUGUUCAUAACAAUUAUGUCCCUUCUUGGAGGGUACAUUUUGCUUGGAGCAGUUUACAGAUAUUAUUUCCUUGGCCUUCAUUCUGUAGAGGCCAUUCCAAACCUGGAUUUUUGGAUCAGUUUGCCCCGACGAAUUAAGACCAUGUUUGUUCCUGCAACAAGAAGCCGCAUAAGUUAUAACAGAGAUGGUCUAGGCGCAUAUGCCCCUGCAAACCAUUGAGAAAGUGGCGUUGAAGAAAGUUUAUGGGCAGCCAUACAGUUAAAACACAUGUAUGCAUUCAAUGGCAGGACAAAUCUUUGAUCUUUGCCAAGGAACCAGGAAUGCAAGUGGGACUUAUAUUAUGAAAGGGAUGGAGUAUUUGUAUGCCCUGCAACAACAGUUCUGAUGAAUUGUUAUCACUUUGAACAUGUACUAUCAUCAGCCAUCAAAUGUGUCUCAAGGUUGAUGUACACUUUCAAAAGCAUCACUUUGCUAAUUAUUGCAAAUGAUGUAGAGCAAAUCCCUGCACCUUUUAGACGGCUACGAUAGUACGUUUAUCUAGAUGCAUAAGUUAUUGUGCAUAUGAUUGGUUUAAUUCGGAACCAUGAAACUGAAUGUGUUUUUUUGCAUGUCUUGUUAUGAAUUUUCUUAGCUUUUCUGCUUGGUAACCUUUGUCACGAAGAUGACCUUACAAUCUCUCUGUCCAAAGGAGGGCAAUGAUAAGCAACUCUUAAGUCUCUGAUAGUUUUCAGCAACUAGAUGCUUGUGACCUGGGCAUGGGCAACAGAGAAGAGAAGAUUGAGACCUCCAAUUGAAGGCUAUUACUUUGUUCUAGUAUAACAUGUGGAAGCCACAUGUCUUCUGGCAUUGGCCACAACUUUCUGUAGAUAAAAAUUCUGAUAGCUAGAAAUAUGUUCAUGGUAGGUGGAUCAAUCACUCUUGUAAAACGUGGUGAAAGCAAUGUGAUGCGACUUUAUCAUGAGCAGACGACCAAGGACCAAAUUAGUACGUGGAAGGAUGGUAAUUUUGCUUAAUUUCUUGCCAUUCCUUUAGCUCA